CAAAUACAGAGAUGCAAUCUACAAAGGAGAAGCUGAGCAACAUGGCCAGUGCUGCCAAAGAGCACAUCGACAUCUACAAAGCCAAAAUAGACGAAAAGGCAGAGAAAGCAACGGCAAGAACAGAGGAAGAGAAGGUAAUAGCACAUGAACGAGCCAAGGCUAAGGAAGCUCAAGCAAAGAUGGAGCUACAUGAAGCCAAAGGCAGGCAUGCCUCUGAGAAGCUAAGCGCCAAGCAACCACAUCAUUUGGUGGGCCAUCACGACCCAUCCUUGGUUGGAGCUCACCAACAUGGGAUGAACCAACCAGGCUAUGGGGCAGCUCCAGCAGUGCCUGAAAACUCUCACCCAUAUGCAGGAAACUAUCACGUGAACAAGCAUAUUUAG
Messenger RNA from Neltuma alba, 383 nucleotides. Its product is annotated as late embryogenesis abundant protein 6-like. Lineage: Eukaryota; Viridiplantae; Streptophyta; Magnoliopsida; Fabales; Fabaceae. Bases 12 to 383 code for a protein of 123 amino acids. The transcript is spliced from 2 exons. The record is from RefSeq and is a predicted model, not a curated record. Gene Ontology annotation, biological process: embryo development ending in seed dormancy.